ACGCUUCCUAGCAUUGUCAGACGUCAUAAAUAAAGGUGCCAUUUUGAAAGUGUAUUGUCAAAAAAUAAGAUUCUUUCUCUGAGCAACUGGCAAAGGGAAGUUAAUGCCAUUUGUCUAAUUUAGUUAAAUGUUAAUAAAUUGACUUUUUGGAUAAGUCAAAUUGAUCCAAAUAAUAAAUAACAACAGUUUUUACAAAAUAUGAAGGUCUAAAGCCUUUAAAAUGAGUUCAAAUGAAGAAAUGUUUCUUGUUAUUAUUGGUGAUGAAGACUAUCAGGUGCCUGAUGAUUUAAAAGAAGUCGUAGAACAAAGUGAUUCAAAUAUGGAGAUAGGUGAAAUUAUAGAAGAACAACAGAUUGAAGAAGAACCAUGCACCUAUGAAAUUCAAGUAGAAAAUGAAGAUGACUUAAAUGGUGAAGAAAAUGUAAAUGAAGAAGGAUACAAUUUUGAUGGAGAUGUUGUUGACGAAGGAGUAAUCGUAGAGGAGCCAGGUUAUGAAGAGCCAGAAAAGACAGAUGGUGUCAAUGGUGACAUAAUAAACGAAAGGAUAAUACUAGACCAACCUUAUGAAGUUGAACUAGAAGAAAUGAAAGAAGAUGAAAAUAAUUCAACAAAUAAUCAAGAAAUAAUUAUUGAAGGUUUGGAUGAAAAUAGCAUACUUCAGCUGCAAAAUGGAGAACUACAAUUAGAGGAUGGAGACGGGCAGCACUAUUUAAUACAAGAAGAGAAUGGACAGUAUGUCCUUCAAGAAUCAUCUAAGUACAAUAUAGUUGAGAUAAAUGGUGAACAAGUGUUAGUGCAAGAAGUUGAAGAGACAGAUGAACAUACCAAUAAAAACAAUUCAAAUGUUCAAUAUGUUAUACAACAAGAUACCCAAGGAUCAAGCGAUGAUGAGUUUGCUAGACCAAAAAGGAAACAAGAAAGACCACCGAGGCCACAUCAGGUUUCUUCAUAUGUGCAAGAGUUGAAAGAAACCUACCCAGAGUUGAAUGAUGAAGAAAGAUUGAUUUCAACUUUAGCAGAAAUUAUGAGAACAAUAAAACCACCACCUCUUCCUGAUAAUUUUUGUGUCAUGAAUGGCAUUAUGUUUGAGUGCAAUUCUUGUGGCAAGUUCUUUAACAGUAUGCCAGAGGCUGCUCGUCAUUUUCAAUACUAUCAUGGCGAGCGAUAUCUCAUAUGUUUUGCAUGUGGAGCAGAUUUUAGAAACCCGACAAACUUAUAUAAACAUGAGAAAGGUUGCACCAUGUAUCCCGACAUCAUCUCAGUUUUGAAGGCGCGCUCCAGACAUCUUAGUAGCAAAGGACGUAAUCGGCCCUACUUUUCUAAAUCACAUGAAAUCAGAAUUGAAAAUAACAGAUUCCUGUGCAGCCAGUGCCCUGCAUCAUUCGGUACUCGGUCAGGCCUAGACGCGCAUGAGCACGAGCACGCGGGAGACAGGCCGUACCUUUGCGCCUUCUGCGUCUGCGCAUACACUUCGCCUUCUGCUCUGUCGCGUCACAUGCGCAAACACCGCGGCGAGAUGUUAGUGUGUGAGCAAUGCGGAAAGCGACUCAGUACUAGGAACGCCCUUGACGCACACAUGUUGACGCACCAACCUGCCCUGCGAAGAUACCUAUGCCCGGAGUGCCCGAAGCGUUUCUCGCAGAAGAGCAGUCUCCAGCUGCAUCUUGAACGCCUUCACCGUGACUUGCCCCCACCAUGCGCCUGUCAACUGUGUCCGGCCAGGUACCCCCGUAUGUCGCAACUGAGACAACACAUGAAGGAAGUACAUGGAAUGCUACUCAUGACGCAAAAGAUGUUCUACAAAUCGUUGCCAAGAUUAACUCCAUCUCAAGUAGAGCAGGCAAAAGUGGUACUCAAAUCAGAGGUCGAAAAAUAUCCAAGAUAUGUCAUUGAAAAAUCGCUCUGAUAUUAGCUCUAAGCGGGCGUCACGAGAGGGGUAUAAUUCUCAGGCCCCUAUUCUAAAUCAUGAGACGUGGUCCCUGGUUCCGAUGUCCCAACUUUUUUCUUUAUUUAAUAUCAUUUAAAAAGUAUUUGCGAUGUGUUGUAUACGUCAUUUAAGUUUAAAAUCGCAGCCGUGAAGUAUUAACGAAUGUUAAUUUAUUAAGGAUUAAAUAAUAAAUUUUCCCAUAAUUUUUGCCACAACUAGUUACAACUACUUUUCUAAUUAUUGUCGUUUCUUUUUGUCCAAUAAUGUUAAUACUAUGACGAUGAGAAACAUAUCCAUAUAUAUUAAUAUGUUUAGAAACAAGUAUUUCCAAGCAAUUCCUUAACACUACAAUAGGCCUUAUCAAAUUAGCUUUAGAUUAUAGUUUUAUUUUACCACACUGCAAUCUAAAAACGCUUGGAGAUGUCUAUGAUCAUUAUAAUAAUAAAAAUUCUUUAUACAUGUAUUUGUCUUUAUUUCGUCGGACUUAAAUGUUUUUAUUAAUUUUAUUGGUUGGUAUAUCGGAAUAAGGUUUGAAGAAAAAUUGAAGAUAGUUCUUAAAUUGUAUUAGUCUUAAUAUCUUUAAAAUGGCUAUAUGAAAGGAAAGUAUGAGCUUUUAAAGAUAAAGUAAUUUAACGCUUAGCAUAUAUAAGUGUAUUACAAUAUAACCGUAUUUGUACAUCUGUUAACCUAAAAAAAUCUAUUUGAGUUUCGGUAAUUAUCCAAAAACUUACCAUAAUAUGUUCUUAAAUAUUUUCGUACAGAUGCCACUUACAGUUUUAUGUAUAUAUAGAGAAUUAUGCCCCAAGUGAAAGAGAUAGAAGAGCGAAAGGGCACCAUUGUGCAUUAAAUGUUGAACUUUAUUAUGAUUUUUUUGUAAGUUUUUAGAAUUAAUAAAGUAUAUUAAAUAUUGA
Pieris rapae (cabbage white) is the source of this 2838-nucleotide messenger RNA. RefSeq names its product zinc finger protein 436. Lineage: Eukaryota; Metazoa; Arthropoda; Insecta; Lepidoptera; Pieridae. The record is from RefSeq and is a predicted model, not a curated record. Gene Ontology annotation, cellular component: nucleus. The coding region runs from base 221 to 1906 and encodes 561 amino acids. The transcript is spliced from 10 exons.